CAGGCUGAGAGGACGGUGGGGUUCCGGCUACGUCUCGGCUGCGGCGCUUCGGUCGCGCCCGACGCCCCGCUGGGCCAUGAGCCGUUGCGCAGAGGCGGCGGCGGUGGCGGCCGCGAUGCCGGGUGCGGGCGUCGGGGAAGCGGGGCUGCGACCGCCCAUGGUGCCCCGCCAGUCGUCCUUCUUCCCGCCGCCGGUGCCCAACCCCUUCGUGCAGCAGACGCACAUCGGCGCGGCCAAGCGGGUCCAGAUUUUUAUUCUUGGAAUUAUCCUACUUCCAAUUCGUGCCUUAUUGAUAGGAUUAAUUUUAUUACUGGCAUGGCCAUUUGCUGCAAUUUCGACAGCAUGCUCUUCUGAAAAACUGACCCACCCAAUAACUGGUUGGAGGAGGAAACUUACUCAGUCAGCUUUGAAGUUUCUGGGUCAUGCCAUGUUCUUUUCAAUGGGAUUUAUAGUUACUGUGAAAGGAAAGAUUGCAUGUCCUUUGGAAGCACCAAUUUUUGUUGUUGCCCCUCAUUCAACAUUCUUUGAUGGAAUUGCCUGUGUUGUAGCUGGGUUACCUUCUAUGGUGUCUCGAAAUGAGAACGUACAGGUUCCUCUGAUUGGCAGACUCUUACGGGCUGUGCAACCAGUGUUGGUGUCCCGUACAGAUCCAGAUUCCCGAAAAAACACAAUAAAUGAAAUAAUAAAGCGAGCAACGUCAGGAGGGUUAUGGCCCCAGAUACUAGUUUUCCCAGAAGGUACUUGUACUAAUCGUUCCUGUUUGAUUACUUUUAAACCAGGAGCCUUCAUUCCAGGGGUUCCAGUGCAGCCAAUCCUCCUUAGAUACCCAAACAAGAUGGACACUGUGACCUGGACGUGGCAAGGAUAUACAUUCAUUCAGCUUGUUGUGCUUACUUGCUGCCAGUUUUUCACAAAGGUAGUGGUUGAGUUUAUGCCUGUUCAAGUACCAGAUGAUAAAGAAAAAAGUGAUCCUGUCCUUUUUGCCAGUAGAGUCCGGAAUUUAAUGGCAGAAGCUCUGGGAAUACCAGUAACAGAUCAUACCUAUGAAGACUGCAGAUUGAUGAUUUCAGCAGGACAGCUGACAUUGCCUAUGGAAGCUGGGUUGGUGGAAUUUACUAAAAUUAGCCAGAAAUUGAAGUUAGAUUGGGAUGGUAUCCGUAAGCAUUUGGAUGAAUAUGCAUCUAUUGCAAGUGCCUCAAAAGGAGGAAGGAUUGGAAUUGAAGAAUUUGCAGAGUAUUUAAAGUUGCCCCUUUCAGAUGUCUUGAGACAACUUUUUGCACUCUUUGACAGGAACCAUGAUGGCAGUAUUGACUUCCGAGAGUAUGUGAUUGGCCUUGCUGUCUUGUGCAACCCUGCCAACACGGAGGAGAUCAUCCAGGUGGCAUUUAAGCUCUUUGAUCUUGAUGAGGAUGGCUACAUAACAGAGGAAGAGUUUUCCACCAUUCUACAGGCUUCCCUUGGAGUGCCUGACCUUGAUGUUUCUGGUCUCUUCAAGGAAAUAGCCCAUGGGGACUCUAUUUCCUAUGAGGAAUUUAAAAGUUUUGCCAUAAAGCAUCCAGAAUAUGCUAAGAUAUUUACAACAUACUUAGACCUCCAGACGUCCCAUGUGUUUUCAUUACCAAGAGAAGUCCAGACAAGAUCCUCCGUCGCAAGUAAUGUAGUCAGUCCUGAAAAUCAUGAAGAUAGUACCUCAGGCAAAAAAGAUGACUGA
Cynocephalus volans (Philippine flying lemur) is the source of this 1711-nucleotide messenger RNA. RefSeq names its product lysophosphatidylcholine acyltransferase 2 (gene LPCAT2). Lineage: Eukaryota; Metazoa; Chordata; Mammalia; Dermoptera; Cynocephalidae. Gene Ontology annotation, cellular component: endoplasmic reticulum. Gene Ontology annotation, molecular function: lysophosphatidic acid acyltransferase activity; calcium ion binding; 1-acylglycerophosphocholine O-acyltransferase activity. Bases 77 to 1711 code for a protein of 544 amino acids. The record is from RefSeq and is a predicted model, not a curated record. The transcript is spliced from 14 exons.